ACAAACCAUAAUUAAAAAUAACUGAAGGCAAGCCCCUGCGCUUUGGGGACUGCAAGUGCAAGCUUGCUCGCAACUCUCAAAGCCUGUAUCCUGCUAAAAAAAUUCCUCUACUCUGCUUAUUACCCACUUCCCCAAAACACAUGCUCCUCAUCCUCACCGUCAUCAUCACCUCCACUAGAACCACCGCCUCCUCCUCUUCCUUCUCCUUCAACUUGAACUACUUUAUAACUCUGUUUCUACAGAGCUUCUCUUGAUCUAAGAAAUUUUGGUACAUACCAGAGGAAACCAAGAUGAUCACUGCUAGAGACUUCUACAAUGUCAUGACUGCCAUGGUACCACUUUACGUAGCCAUGAUCUUAGCCUACGGCUCUGUGAAAUGGUGGAAGAUCUUUACUCCGGACCAGUGCUCCGGUAUCAACCGCUUCGUUGCUCUGUUCGCUGUUCCUCUGCUUUCGUUCCACUUCAUCUCUUCCAACAAUCCUUACACCAUGAACAUCCGCUUCAUUGCGGCGGACACUCUCCAGAAGGUCAUAGUCCUUGCGGUGCUGGCCGUUUGGACCAACUUCACUAAAAGAGGCUGCUUGGAAUGGACCAUCACUCUGUUUUCGCUGUCAACUCUGCCCAAUACCUUGGUCAUGGGUAUUCCCCUACUCAAGGGGAUGUAUGGGGAGUUCUCCGGUAGCUUAAUGGUGCAGAUUGUUGUGCUCCAAUGCAUUAUUUGGUAUACUUUGAUGCUAUUCAUGUUUGAAUACAGAGGCGCCAGAAUGCUGAUUUCAGAGCAAUUUCCUGACACUGCUGGCUCCAUUGUGUCCAUCCAUGUCGAUUCCGAUGUCAUGUCGCUCGAUGGACGACAGCCUCUGGAAACUGAAGCUGAAAUCAAGGAAGAUGGAAAACUCCAUGUAACUGUCCGAAAAUCGAAUGCAUCAAGAUCGGAUAUUUUCUCCAGAAGGUCUCAGGGUUUAUCCUCGACUACUCCACGACCUUCGAAUUUAACCAAUGCUGAGAUAUACUCUCUGCAAUCGUCGAGGAAUCCGACUCCGAGAGGCUCCAGCUUUAACCACACGGAUUUCUACUCCAUGAUGGCCGGCGGGCGGAACUCAAACUUUGGGGCGUCGGAUGUUUAUGGGUUAUCUGCGUCACGAGGGCCGACGCCGAGACCGUCCAAUUUUGAGGAGGAUGGUUCUGGAAAGCCAAGGUUCCCUUACCACGGGACCGGUGGUGCAGCUGCAGCAGCCCAUUAUCCGGCUCCAAACCCAGGAAUGUUCUCGCCGACGACAGGGUCUAAAGGCGUCGGUGCUAACGCUAAUGCGAAGAGGCCUAAUGGUCAGGCUCAACAGAAGGGGGAAGAAGGCGGUAGAGAUCUUCAUAUGUUUGUAUGGAGUUCUAGUGCUUCCCCUGUAUCUGAUGUCUUUGGUGGCCAUGAAUAUGGAGCUACUGAUCAUCAGAAAGAAGUCAGAUUGGCUGUCUCUCCAGGAAAAGUGGAAGGAAACAGAGAUAAUAAUGGAGAGUAUUUGGAGAGAGAUGAGUUUAGCUUUGGGAACAGGGGAAUGGAGCGGGAGAUGAACAAUGAAGUUGAAAAAAUGGGAGAUGGAAAACCCAAAGCUAUGCCUCCAACAAGUGUUAUGACAAGGCUUAUACUUAUCAUGGUUUGGAGAAAGCUAAUCAGAAACCCCAACACAUAUUCAAGCUUAAUAGGACUCACUUGGUCCCUAGUCUCAUUCAAGUGGAAUGUAGGAAUGCCUGCCAUCAUAGCCAAGUCCAUUUCCAUUCUGUCAGAUGCAGGCCUUGGUAUGGCCAUGUUUAGUCUAGGUCUGUUCAUGGCUUUGCAACCAAGGAUCAUAGCAUGUGGGAAUUCCAUAGCAGCUUUUGCCAUGGCCGUGAGAUUCCUUACAGGGCCAGCUGUCAUGGCAGCUGCUUCCAUUGCUGUUGGGCUGAAGGGCGUUCUCUUACAUGUUGCCAUAGUGCAGGCUGCUCUCCCACAAGGAAUUGUCCCCUUUGUCUUUGCUAAGGAAUACAACGUGCACCCUGAUAUUCUCAGCACAGCUGUGAUAUUUGGGAUGCUCAUUGCAUUGCCCAUAACACUUGUGUACUACAUCUUGUUGGGGCUAUGAAAUUAUGCCUAAAUAUAUCAUCAUCGAAGGAUUAUGGCAUGCAUCAAAUGCAAGCCCUUUUAAGUUCUUCGAUCCAUUGGAGCGCAAGGGAAGAGAGACAGAAAUAUGAUAAAGGGGCCGAUGAUGAUGAUCUUUAUUAUGAAAUGUCCUUUUUUUUCCCUAGUAAAAUUUGUAAAAUCUUGGUUGUAGUCAUUAUAAAAAAAAAAAAAAUGAUUUCCUUGCUUAAUUUUUAAAUUGUGGUAGCUAGCUAGAGUUCAACCACACAAAAGAAGGAAGAAAAAGGUUGUGACAUU
Molecule: messenger RNA, 2404 nt
Organism: Rubroshorea leprosula
Lineage: Eukaryota; Viridiplantae; Streptophyta; Magnoliopsida; Malvales; Dipterocarpaceae
Source: the annotation of a GenBank genome assembly